AUGUUACGAAUCUCCGGAAGAACUCGGCCUAUCCAUCGGACCCUGGCCUCGUUUGGUACUCCAAUAAUUAAGGAGAUUAACCGACUUCUCAUAGCAAAUCGUGGUGAGAUUGCGAUUCGAGUAAUGAAGACUGCAAGAAAAAUGGGUAUCGAAUCGGUGGCAGUGUUCUCCGACGUUGACAGGAAUGCGCUCUUCGUCAAGAAGGCUGACAAGUUAGGACCGGCAGCUGCGGCACAAAGUUAUUUGAAUAUCGAUAGAAUAAUUGACACUGCUAUCAAAUCCGAUGCUCAGGCUAUUCAUCCAGGCUACGGUUUUCUAUCUGAAAAUGCGAAAUUCGCCGAACAAUGCGCUGAAGCUGGUCUGGUGUUUAUUGGUCCUCCGGUUCGAGCUAUCCGUGAUAUGGGCACUAAAAGUCUCGCUAAACGGAUUAUGCAAGAUGCUAAGGUUCCUGUGGUCGAGGGUUUCCACGGUUCUGAUCAGUCCGACGGUAAUCUUAAAGCGCAUGCAGAGAGGAUUGGUUACCCCGUGAUGCUCAAAGCGGUUUAUGGAGGCGGUGGCAAAGAGUUCGACGAGAAAUUGGCAUCUGCGAGAAACGAGGCAAUGAAAUCAUUCGGAAACGACGAAAUGCUAGUUGAAAAGUUUGUUGAGAGGCCACGUCAUGUGGAAGUUCAGGUCUUUGGGGAUCAUCAUGGAAACUACGUUCAUUUAUGGGAACGUGAUUGCUCUGUUCAGCGGAGACAUCAGAAAAUCAUCGAGGAGGCUCCGGCUCCACUUAUCAGUACCGAUCUUGUUGAAUGGCAAUUGAAGGUUGCCCAGGGCGAAAUGUUACCUCUAAAACAAGAACAGAUACCUCUUAAUGGGCAUGCAUUUGAAUGUAGAGUUUAUACAGAAGACACAAAAGGAGGCACUUUUAUGCCAACGGCUGGGCGGUUAGACUACGUUUCGUUUCCGACAAACGCUCGGGUAGACACAGGUGUUGUAUCUGGAGAUGAGGUUUCAGUUCAUUAUGAUCCCUUGAUUGCAAAGGUUGUCGUUUGGGGUGCAAAUCGAGCAGUGGCAGCGGCCAAACUUGAUGCUGCCCUUUUAGGAACGCGUAUCAGUGGACUUCCUACCAACAUUCAGUUUGUCCGAACUAUUCUCGUGCAUCCUGAAUUCGCAAAGGGCAACGUCUACACUGACUUUAUACCAGAUUACCAAGCAGAGUUGUUUUCUGAAGUUCACCAAUCGGACGAAGAGUUAGCUGAAGGCGCCAUUGGUCUUGCUCUUCUCAGUCGUCCAGUUCAUCCUGUUGGCCCGUUCCAGCAAAUUCCCUUUUUCCGUCUUAAUCAUGCUGCCCAGCAGACUUAUAAAUUAGGAGAGAAAGAAGUCACAUUGUCUUUUCUGAGAAAUGACAACAUCGAAGUAUCUUUCGGUGAUCAGAAGAGAUGUGUGAAGCAUAGUGACGUUGUAAUGAAUGAGCAUAGUAUUCGAUAUACCUUAGAAAUGGAUGGCCGUCGUUGGAUUGCGGAAGUCAUUAGGCUUCCAAAUUCUGCGUUGAUAUGUGGCUCUGGUCAAGCGGAAUAUAGUACUUCGACCGUCAACUUCAUUGAAGAGAGUACUGCAGGCUCAGCUGGAAGCAUUCAACAUGUUCAAGCUCCAAUGCCUGGAAUUGUUGAGAAAGUUCUUGUAAAUGCCGGUGACGAAGGCUCCUACACACUGCAAGGUCGCCUCAGUAUUGUGUUCACCUGGGAAAAAUGUUAA
Angiostrongylus costaricensis is the source of this 1740-nucleotide messenger RNA. NCBI's taxonomy places the organism in Eukaryota, Metazoa, Nematoda, Chromadorea, Rhabditida, Metastrongylidae. The record is from the annotation of a GenBank genome assembly.